AUGAAGCAAGUAGCCAUCCAUGCCAAAGCAAAGCAUUUUAAUUCCAAAGGAGCACUUUCGGCAUCCCCCUGCCCGACGACGCCCAUGGGUCAAGCCCCGGCGCCAACCUAUGAUCGCUUUUCGCCUCACCAAACUACAAACCAAGUCCCCUACCGAACGGCACCCGUUGUGUCCGAAACAACUUCAAAAGUCCGAAGAAUGCUCGACUAG
Prunus armeniaca (apricot) is the source of this 210-nucleotide messenger RNA. The record is from the annotation of a GenBank genome assembly. NCBI's taxonomy places the organism in Eukaryota, Viridiplantae, Streptophyta, Magnoliopsida, Rosales, Rosaceae.